AUGGAAUCAAGGUCGACAACAACAAAUCUUUCAUCACCUCCUGAAUCUCCAGAAUUUCACUCAGAAAGUACUCAAUCAGACAAUUCUCGUCCAGCAACACCACAUACUGGUAGUUCCUCGCACUCCCAACAGCCUGUUAGAAAACCAAACUUACAGGAUCUAUAUGAUAUGAUGAAGUCUUCGCACGAUUUGAGAAUCCAUAAGCAUCAUUCAAAGCAGCAGCAGGAUAAUAUGACGGAUGAAACAGACUUGUUUUUUCUGAGCAUGAGCAAAGCAGUUAAAAAACUUCCGAAACUAGAUCAGACCAAAAUAAAAUUGGAUUUGCACACUGCUGUAUCACAAGCUGAAAUAAGGAAACUUCAGACACAAGCACAAAUUCUUAGAACACCAAUUAAUGUGACUCACCAGAUAGUUACUCGGCCACAACAACCGCUGCCACUCCAGCUACCCAUUCAACCAUCCACAUCCAUGACGACAUUUCCAGCAGUCCCAGCUACACCAACUCUCGACAACAUCAACUCUCAACAAUCGGCCUCAACACUUUAUAAUUUUGAAGAAGAUAACAUCUCAUCAUAUUAUAGCAAUGCAGACUUUUCUGAUGAUAACUGA
Messenger RNA from Parnassius apollo (apollo), 609 nucleotides. The record is from the annotation of a GenBank genome assembly. NCBI's taxonomy places the organism in Eukaryota, Metazoa, Arthropoda, Insecta, Lepidoptera, Papilionidae.